AUUUUCGCAAGGAUGAAAAUCCACUAAACUGGUUCAAUUGGAAUGUAUCUCGCAAUAUGGGUGAUGCUCCACCCACACCACAGCGAUGAUACACCUCUGACCCACCCCAACUCCGCUCAGUCACUGCCAGGUGCGCGGAGGCUUUUAUUCAAGGGUGGACACAUCGACCACGCCAUCCACCUGACCUCCAGACCCCCGCCCGCUUCCUCUCCUGCACCCCCGCCAGGCAGCAGCGAUGAACUGGUCCGCCCUGGAGUCCCUCCUCAGCGGGGUCAACGAGUACUCCACGUCGUUCGGCCGCGUCUGGCUCUCCGUGGUCUUCGUCUUCCGGGUGCUGGUGUUCGUGGUGGCGGCACAGCGGGUGUGGGGCGACGACAACAAGGACUUUGUGUGCAACACGGCUCAGCCCGGGUGCAGCAACGUCUGCUACGAUGCCAUCUUCCCCAUCUCCCACAUCCGUCUCUGGGCCCUGCAGCUCAUCUUCGUCACCUGCCCCUCGCUGCUGGUGACGGCCCACGUCAAGUACCGCGAGAAGAAGAACAAGACCUACACCCAAACGCACAGGGGGAAUCACUAUGCCAACCCUGGGAAGAAACGCGGAGGACUGUGGUGGACUUACUUGGUAAGCCUGGUUUUCAAGAUUGUGUUCGAUGCCGGCUUCCUCUUCAUCCUCCAUCACAUCUACGAGGGCUUCGACAUGCCCCGGCUCUCCAAGUGCUCCCUGGACCCCUGCCCCAACACGGUGGACUGCUACAUUUCCCGGCCCACGGAGAAGAAAAUCUUCACCCUCUUCAUGGUGGUCUCGUCCGUGGUCUGCAUCUUCAUGUGCAUCUGCGAGAUGACCUACCUCAUCUGCAAGCGCAUCAUGAAAUGCCGGACGCAGAGGAAGGAAAGAAAGAGGAGGGAGUUCGCCGCCAACCAGGAGAUGGCGCCGCUGUCUUCGCCCCGGUCGGACUGCCGGUCCAAAACGUCGGUCAGGAUGGACCCCACCGUCUCCAUCAACAACCUCAACCACGUGGCGGCCGAGAAAGCGGGGGAAGACGGAAUAAACGAUUCGCAGAGCGAAAAUGGCAAAGUGAAGCACACUUAAGGAGGUUUGAGACUCCGACGCCAGCCGAGGAACGAGGGACGACCAGGGCUGGUUCGAGGAUUUUUGUAGCCCUGGACACGUGUUUGCAUUCUAGUGUAUCGACUAAGUUAAGUUAAAGUUAAAAUACCAAUGAUUGUCACACACACUAGGUGUGGUUAAAUUUGUCCUCUGCAUUUGACCCAUCACCCUUGAUCACCCCUUGGGAGGUGAGGGGAGCAGUGAGCAGCAGCGGUGCUGCGCCCAGGAAUCAUUUUUGGUGGUUUAACCCCCAAUUCCAACCCUUGAUGCUGAGUGCCAAGCAGGGAGGUUAAUGGGUCCCAUGUUUAUAGUCUUUGGUAUGACUCGGCCGGGGUUUGAACUCACAAGCUACCGAUCUCAGGGCAGACACUCUAACCACUGAGUAGGUCUGGGUUCUACUAGAGUUGUACGGUAUACCAGUGCUAAUAAUCAAUUAAAGAUACGUGACAUUGCUGGUAAAAUGAGCAGAGGCGCGUGUUCAGCAACGCACGCAGAAACAGAAUGGAGAUAGAAACCGGAGAACGGACGCACCACACCUUUGUGUGGUGUUUGGGUCUGCGGGACCCGUUUUCAAUUUUUUUUUAAGUAGAAUGAUACAAUGAAUUAUUUUUUCAAACUGAGACUCACUGACUUUGGCUACAAUCAUAUCAGAAUACAUGUUUAAUGAACACACACCAUACACCCCCCCCCCAAAAAAAAAUUAUAUCAUAUAUAAGAUGUCUGGGUCCACUGGACCCGGGGCCGAUUGAAGUGUGGACAUUAAUGUUCUGUGUACCACACACACACACACAGAAGGCCUAGACAGGAGGACAGAGUGUCAGUACACAGAACCUCAAAGGGUCAAAUGUGCGAGAAAAUGAGAGCAGACAGUGUUGACAAAAAACUGUGUUAAUGCCUCACAAUCAAACACGUUUAUGUUAAAAUACUGAACAGAUGUUUAUAGUCUUUAGUAUGACUCGGCCGGGGUUUGAACUCACAAGCUACCGAUCUCAGGGUAGACACUCUAAUCACUGAGUAGGUCUGGGUUCUACUUGAGUUGUACGGUAUACCAGUGCUAAUAAUAAAUUAAAAAUACGUCUGAAAAAUACCGGAAAAAUGAGCAGAGGCGCGUGUUCAGCAAUGCACGCAGAAACAGUGUGGAGAUAGAAACGGGGGAACGGACGCACCACACCCUUGUGUGGUGUUGGGGUCUGCCGGACCCGUUUCCAUUUUUUUUUUUUUUGUAAGUAAAAUGAUACAAAUAAUUAAUUUUUCAAACUGAGACUCACUGACUUUGGCUACUAUCAUAUCAGAAUACAUGUUUAAUGAACACACACCAUACAUCCCCCCAACACAUUUCUAACACAUAUAAGAUGUCUGGGUCCGCUGGACCCUGGGCCAAUUGAAGUGUGGAAAUUAAUGUUCUGUGUACCACACACACACACACACACACAGAAGUCCUAGACAGGAGGACAGAGUGUCAGUACACAGAACCUCAGAGGGUCAAAUGUGCGAGAAAAUGAGAGCAGACAGUGUUGACAAAAAACAGAGUUAAUGCCUCACAAUCAAACACGUUUAUGUUAAAAUACUGAACAGAUGUUUAUAGUCUUUGGUAUGACUCGGCCGGGGUUUGAACUCACAAGCUACCGAUCUCAGGGCAGACACUCUAAUCACUGAGUAGGUCUGGGUUCUACUUGAGUUGUACGGUAUACCAGUGCUAAUAAUAAAUUAAAAAUACGUCUGAAAAAUACCGGUAAAAUGAGCAGAGGCGCGUGUUCAGCAAUGCACGCAGAAACAGUGUGGAGAUAGAAACGGGGGAACGGACGCACCACACCCUUGUGUGGUGUUGGGGUCUGCCGGACCCGUUUUCAUUUUUUUUUUUUUUGUAAGUAAAAUGAUACAAAUAAUUAAUUUUUCAAACUGAGACUCACUGACUUUGGCUACUAUCAUAUCAGAAUACAUGUUUAAUGAACACACACCAUACAUCCCCCCAACACAUUUCUAACACAUAUAAGAUGUCUGGGUCCGCUGGACCCUGGGCCAAUUGAAGUGUGGAAAUUAAUGUUCUGUGUACCACACACACACACACACACACACACAGAAGUCCUAGACAGGAGGACAGAGUGUCAGUACACAGAACCUCAGAGGGUCAAAUGUGCGAGAAAAUGAGAGCAGACAGUGUUGACAAAAAACAGAGUUAAUGCCUCACAAUCAAACACGUUUAUGUUAAAAUACUGAACAGAUGUUUAUAGUCUUUGGUAUGACUCGGCCGGGGUUUGAACUCACAAGCUACCGAUCUCAGGGCAGACACUCUAAUCACUGAGUAGGUCUGGGUUCUACUUGAGUUGUACGGUAUAACAGUGCUAAUAAUCAAUUAAAAAUAUGUGACAUUGCUGGUAAAAUGAGCAGAGGCGCGUGUUCAGCAACGCACGCAGAAACAGAAUGGAGAUAGAAACCGGAGAACGGACGCACCCCACCUUUGUGUGGUGUUUGGGUCUGCGGGACCCGUUUUCAUUUUUUUUUAAAGUAAAAUGAUACAAUUAAUUAUUUUUUCAAACUGAGACUCACUGACUUUGGCUACAAUCAUAUCAGAAUACAUGUUUAAUGAACACACACCAUACACCCCCCCCCCAAAAAAAAUUAUAUCACAUAUAAGAUGUCUGGGUCCACUGGACCCGGGGCCAAUUGAAGUGUGGAAAUUAAUGUUCUGUGUACCACACACACACGCACAGAAGGCCUAGACAGGAGGACAGAGUGUCAGUACACAGACCCUCAGAGGGUCAAAUGUGCGAGAAAAUGAGAGCAGACAGUGUUGACAAAAAACUGUGUUAAUGCCUCACAAUCAAACACGUUUAUGUUAAAAUACUGAACAGACGUUUAUUUGGAUAAGGUACACAUCUGUUCAGUAUUUUAACAUAAAAAUGUUUGAUUGUGAGGCAUUACAAGCCACAAAAUGCAAACGGGUCCAUCAGACCCACACACGCUGGCUGAGUAACAACAAUAUAAACGUUGGGGUUAAAGGUUGAAAACCAACCACAGGGGUUGCAGCUAUAAACACUGAAGCGCCGCCCUGCAAAAAGGUACUUAGCUCUUGCUCUUGUUAGCCUGAUUGAUUGAUUGAUUGAUUGAUUGAUUGAAACUUGUAUUAUAUUCCGUACAAUUGACCACUAAAUGGUAACACCCCAAUAAGUUUUUCAGCUUCUUUAAGUCCACGUUAAUCAAUUCAUGGUCAAAUCAUAGCCGUUAGCUGUAGCGGCAAACAACCAGUGCUUUAGCUACUUGUAAAUCUCCAAUCCUCGCCACCAUGGCGACAAAUAAAGUACAUUUCUUACACGUAUCGAGGAAUAGCUAAACAUGCUCCACUACGGGAUACAAUAGCUCACCGCUAACAGCGAGCUAUCGCUCCUGACAGGAAACAAAUGCCAUGGGUGGAUCUACACCAAAUAUCCACUGUAAUGAUACCAAGUACAAGGGCGUCGAUACUACAAUGAUUACAUUGAUUUUUGUUUACCAUAACAACAUCUAUAGUUUUUUUUAUUCUUUAUAAAGUCAGGAAAUAUGUCCCUGGGCUCAGGAGAACUUUGAAUAUGACCAAUGUAUGAUCCUGUAUCUACUUGGUAUCGGAUUGAUAUCACCAUUUGUAAUAUCAGCCAAAACUAUUAUAAAGUAUCAAAGAAGAGAAGAAUAAAUGAUUAUUACAUUUCGACAGAAGUGUAUAUAGAACUUGUUAAAACAGGAAAAAAAAUAUUUUAACAAUAAAUGAACAAGUACAUUAUUAAUAUUUUUUACAGCUUGUCCUUUAUAAUGUUGACAAAAUAAUAGGUGUAUAAAUGACACAAUAUGUUACUGCAUAUGUCAGCCAAUUAGGAGUCUUUGUUUGUUGACUUACUACUAAAUGACAUGUUGUUUAGUAUCUUAUUUAAUCCUCUUAAAGUCGAGGCUGUUUUUUUACAUGCUUUUUUUAUUUUUUAUUUUUGUUAUUUGGGCUUAUUGGACCCUAAUUAAAAUAAAAACUAAAAAUCAUGUUUUGAUAUGAUGUACUUAGUCCAUAAGUACACAAACGUGUACUUCUUGUGUAGUGACAUGCUAUUUUUUAUUUUUACACUUUUUUUUUUCCAAAUUCCAUUGUAUGUUGUACUCUUCUGACCCCACCAGAUGGCAGUAUAUGUGUCCACAUAAGUUGCCAUAAGACCCCAAGUGAGUAGUGUUCACAAUUUUGGAAAUAAGAGCUAAAAAGGUGCUGUCCACGCAUGUGGCCACUUAGCAUUUAGAGGUUUUAAUGACACAAUUCUUCUUUGAUUGAUGUUUAAUGUAUCAUAAGCUUUAUAGUUAAAACAAACAAGAAAAUGUUAGUGUAUUUCUCUUUAUUUUGAAAAGACGCAAAAAUACAUUUUGGUACCGGUACCAUGAUGUCUAGUAUCUACAAUACUUGGGGUGAAGCCUCUCCAGUCUUUAAAAACCACACACGCCUCUGUUUCGAACUAUCAUCGAGGGUCCUUGAAUACACAACAGUUUUUGUGCUUUGAGAUGCAAAAGUGGAACCUGAAGGUAAAUUUGUCCGAUUCUGCCACAAACAGACAUAUCAUAUUUGUACAUUUCACCUCAUAACGGUUCCCAAAUGUCGGUGUGAACGCAUGACUGUGAGCGUUGACAUCCGUGUUGAGUGAACAGUAAAGUGAUCCGUGUUCGAUUUCCUCGAAGGAAUCAGUCACUGUGCGUCUUUGUUUAGGGUAGGUAGUGUUACGCAUUCCUAAUUUCAUCCAAACAGCAAAAUCAUUGAACUUUGACGACGACUUAUAUUUUAUCUGAACUUUUUUUGACGUCUUUUUUUCAAUAACUGACAUAUUUAAAUGAAAGGAAAGAGAAAUAACGGAACUUUUACGGAAACCUAGGCCCCCCCUAGUGGUUAUAAAGUGUUUAUACCACGGCCCGGCCCUUGGGGAUGACUUUUUUGCUUUCAGUUUUAUUGUCUUUUGGCGUUCAUUUGUGUGACUUUGUGUGAAUAUUAUAUAUUUAGAUGUGUGCGGAAAUAUUUUUGUGUAUAUUUUAAUAAACAAUACAAGAGCCUCAAAUUAGAAAACAUUGGCAACAUUUUCUAUAGCAGCCCGAGUCCUGUUGACAUGGAAUAACCACAAAACAGACUCUAGUUCUACUGGACUCCAAUCAAAAAUAGCUUAUGAGCAUCCAGCAUUUUCUACGCUAUAUUAUUAGCAAUUUGAUAUAAACUAUAUUUAUUUGAGUCAUAUUGGCACGACAGAUCAUAUCCCUUGACAAUUAUCUGGAAUAAACAAUAUAUUGUAUAAAUCAUCGUAUAUCUAUUUAUAUAUCUUGUGUAUUAUUUAUUUUUAUUGUUUUGUAUUGCUGUGUUGUGCACUUAUUUUGGUAAAUAAUGGUGUGGUUUAGUCUUUGCCUUCUAAGGAAGCUGCAGGUCAAUGCUGGCCGCUAAUUAGUUUCAUUCUUAAGCACAAGGUUUUGCCAUUUUGUUUGUUUACAUUUGGAUUUGUACUGGUGGUAAUGAAUUUUUGAUGUUAAUUUUUCACCUCAGAGUGCCUUUUGUUCACCUCUCGUGACCUUACUCGGAGACUGUGAGUGUUUUCCUGCACUUUGCCACCAUCUCUGCAUCCUGGUGUACGCAGCGCUCCUUUGUGAAAGUCUGUACAAUAAAGCACUUUUUUGUUAUGCACCAUA
This is a messenger RNA of Nerophis ophidion (straightnose pipefish), 6775 nucleotides long. RefSeq names its product gap junction beta-3 protein-like. Bases 236 to 1090 code for a protein of 284 amino acids. Gene Ontology annotation, biological process: cell communication. The transcript is spliced from 3 exons. Lineage: Eukaryota; Metazoa; Chordata; Actinopteri; Syngnathiformes; Syngnathidae. Gene Ontology annotation, cellular component: connexin complex. The record is from RefSeq and is a predicted model, not a curated record.